This is a messenger RNA of Nestor notabilis (Kea), 1030 nucleotides long. It is a transcript of the gene EIF3E, whose product is annotated as eukaryotic translation initiation factor 3, subunit E. The transcript is spliced from 10 exons. Lineage: Eukaryota; Metazoa; Chordata; Aves; Psittaciformes; Psittacidae. Gene Ontology annotation, molecular function: translation initiation factor activity. Gene Ontology annotation, biological process: translational initiation. Gene Ontology annotation, cellular component: cytoplasm; nucleus; eukaryotic translation initiation factor 3 complex. The annotation marks the transcript as partial. The record is from RefSeq and is a predicted model, not a curated record.
UGUUUCAGAUAUAUAAUGAAAAAGAGCUACUCCAAGGAAAGCUGGAUCUCCUUAGUGAUACCAACAUGGUGGAUUUUGCUAUGGAUGUGUACAAAAAUCUUUAUUCUGAUGAAAUUCCACAUGAUUCAUCUGAAGUUGGAGAUAAUUUCUCCUUAUUAGAACACUUCAUAUCAGCUUUGCGUGAGAAGAGAACAACUGUUGUUGCACAGCUGAAGCAGCUUCAAGCUGAAACUGAACCUAUUGUCAAGAUGUUCGAGGACCCAGAGACUACAAGACAAAUGCAGUCCACUAGGGAUGGUCGGAUGCUGUUUGACUAUUUAGCUGAGAAGCAUGGUUUUAGGCAGGAGUACCUAGAUACACUCUACAGGUAUGCAAAAUUCCAGUAUGAAUGUGGUAAUUACUCAGGAGCUGCAGAAUAUCUCUACUUCUUUAGGGUUCUGGUUCCAGCAACAGACAGAAAUGCUUUGAGUUCUCUGUGGGGAAAACUGGCAUCUGAAAUUCUGAUGCAGAAUUGGGAUGCAGCCAUGGAAGAUCUCACAAGACUAAAGGAGACGAUAGAUAAUAAUUCUGUCAGUUCCCCGCUGCAGUCUCUUCAGCAAAGAACAUGGCUCAUCCACUGGUCUUUGUUUGUGUUUUUUAAUCAUCCUAAAGGAAGAGACAAUAUCAUUGACCUUUUUCUCUAUCAACCACAGUAUCUCAAUGCAAUUCAGACAAUGUGCCCACAUAUCCUCAGAUAUUUGACUACUGCAGUCAUAACAAAUAAGGAUGUUCGAAAACGUAGACAAGUGCUGAAAGAUCUAGUCAAGGUUAUUCAGCAGGAGUCCUACACAUACAGGGACCCUAUCACAGAGUUUGUGGAAUGCUUGUAUGUUAAUUUUGAUUUUGAUGGUGCACAGAAGAAGCUGAGAGAGUGUGAAACAGUGCUUGUGAAUGAUUUCUUCUUAGUGGCAUGCCUUGAGGACUUCAUUGAGAAUGCCCGUCUCUUUAUAUUUGAAACUUUUUGUCGCAUCCAUCAAUGUAUCAGCAUUGG